CCUUUGGUAACUGAUGUUAUUUUUUCAUUAUAUAAUUCUGCUCUAAUAGCUGCCUUUACAUCAGUCUGAAUAAUGUUUUCUCUAGCUUCCAUUUAUUAUGAUCCACCAUAUGAUCAUUUUUCUCAAGUACCUAAAAUAGUGACUAAUACAUCCUUUACAGCAAAGACUCUCAUUUAAAUUUCACAGUGUUGGCAUGUAUUAGGAUUUGAUGGAUCAUCCCAACUGCAUGUUAAUAAUUGUGCUACUUAAAACUCAUAAACAGUAUGAAUAACUGUUUACCUCAGAGUUACAAGGGAUUCUGUAACCAUUUCUGUGCACUGGAAGAAUAUUGUGAUGCAAAGCACAAAGCAGGACGAUGUCAAGACGGCUCCAUUCUUUCCGUUCUGGGGGUAUUUCAAGGAGUAAAUCAGAGGGAACAUUAAUUGAUUUUGAUGUACAGAAUGUGUCAACAAGCAAACCAGAAACACCAGGAAAAGAUUUAGAUCUUCUUAUCGACUGGUCUGAUGUGUUCCAUGACCAUGUGCAGACUACAACAAAGCGUGCCAACCCUUUUUGGAAUGGACUUUCUGAAUCCAACCCUUUCUUGGAUGAUGUAGUUCAAGCUAAUACAUUUUCAAAAACAAAUGUGUCUAUCCUUAAAGAGGACCCACUAAUGCUGUUUAGACAUUCAAAAAAAAGAAAUUCAAUAUCAAGUUCUGGGGAUGAACUUGACAUAGAUAAAUUCCUGGAAAAUUCACCAGCAAGCAGACCUGCUAGAUCUAAAAGUGUCUCCUAUUUGGAUGUCAUAGAUGUUAAUGAAUUUGGUGCACCAAAAAUUGAUGACCAGAUUCUGGCUCCAGACUUGGAAUGGCUGCAAAAUGACCGGGAAGCCUACAAGAUGGCCUGGUUGAGUCAUAGGCAGCUAACAAGAUCAUGUCUUGAUUUGGACAUUAUAAGCCAGAGCCCGGGAUGGGCACAAACACAAGCUACAGACACACAUAUAAUCUGCAAAGUAGAUCACCAAGGUGGUUCUGUGACCCUUCCUAGCUCUGACAUUACCAUUCAUGUCCCUGAAGGUCAUGUAGGUCCUGGUGAGUUUCAGGACAUCUCCUUAAAAGCUUUUCUUGACCCACCAGAAUCUCUCAACAGUAACCUGUCAACUACUGUUAGUCCUUUUCUGGAAAUAACAUUAAGCAACAUCAAUACAUUUGAGGCUCUCUUAUUGGAAAUGAAAAUUGCAGCUGAGGUAAAGAAUGAUCCGUACAGCCAAGUCAUGACAGAGAUUGCAACCUUUUAUAGCUACAACAAAGAUGGCCCAUUUGAAAAAAUGCCAAAUGGUUACAUUUACAAUAACACGCUACAAAUCAAGUUACCUAUCCUGAGUCAUGUUACAUACAUAGCAACUGCAGCUGCAGUCAAAUCUUCUCAGAGCCCAGCUAAAUCUGUAUUUAAUUACAUCCAUAAAAGUGUAACAGUGGCAGUGUACGGGCCCAAACAUAUCCAUCCAGCCUUCACUACAGUCUUAGCAGUUUUUGGACACAACUAUACUCCAGACAAACUUAAAGUUGACGACAUCAAAAGACGGGGAAAAAAUAUGCCACCUCUAGUUUUCCAGCUGUGGGGAAAACAUCAGUUUUGUCUUGAUCCUGUGCAAGAUAUAUUUGUUAAUCUUGAUACAAGUGGCUCCAAUUUUUCAGUUAAAGCAGUAGAUAAUAAUAACGAAAUCAAAGAACCACAGUUAAAGAGCGGCAAAACAUUUCGGACUCAGUUUCCCUUUUCAUUGGAAGGAGCUCAAGAAGUUUGCACAUUUGUUUUUUCAAUUCAGAUCCAGGAUUCUAAAAGGUCAUUGGUUAUAUCAGAAUUCACAGUUGGCACUCCAAAUCCUGCACCCAAAAUACACGUCACACCAAAAAAUCAGACUCGUUUACAAAAACGAAAGGAAAUAAUGUCUACACCUGUUCUGCCAGCUAUCCAUACUAUCAAAUAUCCAAAGUUCCAAGAUAGAAAAUUAAAGAUCAACAACUUUGCAGUGACUUUAAAGACUGUUUUGCGUCAGCAAAAGAUUGAUUACUUCUUGGAAUAUUUUAAAGGAGACACAAUUGCACUUCUUGGUGAAGAUAAAGUUAAGGCCAUUGGUCAGACCAAAAUUAAAGAGUGGUACGUUGGAGUUUUAAGGGGGAAAGUAGGUCUUGUUCAUUGCAAAAAUGUAAAAAUUAUUUCCAAAGAGCAAGUUAUUGACUUUUCAGAUGUUCAUUUUUCAACAAAGUUGCUUUUGGAACAGAUAGCACUGCCGUUUAAAAAAUUAACAUACAUCUACUCAUCAGUUCUGUCAAAUGUGUCAGAAAAAGUGUAUGACUGGAGAUAUUUAGCUGAUGCCCUUGGAUACUCCCAUUUGUCACUAGAUGACAUCACUCACACUCUUCCUUCAAAAGAGUCAGAUAGAGUUGCUGCUGUGGUAAAAAAGCUAAAAGAGGAUUGUCAUGCUGAUUCAAAAAAGAGAAAAUUUCAUUAUGAACUUAUUAUGGGUCUGUUGAAGAUGGACUGUCAAGCAUUAGUAGCUCAUCUUACACAAGACACAGUGAUUCUGACUGCCGCUGUGCAGCUAGGCGUACGUUGGAGGGAGCUUGCGGAGAAGCUAGCCAGACUAACAAAGCAACAGAUUGAAGCCUAUGAAAUCCCUCAUCAAGGAAAGAGCGGAGAAGUCAGUUUACAGAUGAUGUGGAAGCCUGCCUUUGACUUUCUCUAUACCUGGGCAGCUCACUAUGGAGACAGCUACAGAGACGUUCUACAAGACCUGCAUUGUGCAUUGGACAAGAUGAAAUAUCCCAUCACCAGGCAGUGGAGGGAGCUGACAGGAGCUCUCAUCUUUGUGAACUGUUUGGAGAUAUUCCGAAUUACGUCAUUUACCAAGUUAGAAGAUGAAUUGUGAAUGCAGACAAUUUAAUGUUUAUUUAUCCUGAUAGACUAAUGGACCUUUUUGGAUUUAUAUGUACAUUUUUUUUCAUGUACAGUACAUGUGCAGUGAGACUGGCCAUUUUGGCAGUUACUUAGGUUUUUCUAUAUGCGUUCUGGCUAAUUUGAUUUUGCUGUAUAAUAUCAGUGUCAUUAGCAACAUUCCAGCAGGCAGGUGCCAUAGCAACUCAAACAGUGUUCUAAAAUUACAGAGCGACAAGUGCGGCAACAUACUUUGCCUUUUGUAUAUAAAUGCCAAGUACACAAUGUUUUUAGUGUCCUUUUGUCUAGUUUUAUAUUUAUUUUUAGUUUCUAGAGAAAAGUGUUUAUAAUCAUGUUUAACUUUUUAUAUGCUCUGUGUCAGUAUGUAUAAUGUAUUACAAAAGUAAAAAAGUUGCUACAUACCUGAAUGAUAUCGAUACUGUGAUGUUACCAUGUCCAUGUGCAUUAUUAUUUAUGUUUAACAUUUACACUGUAAAUGAGUUGUUCUAUUUAUGAAGCCAGUUAUUGUUACAGAACUAUGAGAUUACUUGUGUAAUUAACUAGUAACGCCUUAGUGACUUUAAAUGUUCAUCAAAUGUUCUGUAUCAGUAAUAAUACAUGAAUGUACAUUUUUUUUUUAUCUGAAAAUAAGUAUCAAUACAGAAAGAAAUUAAAUUGUAAAUUAGA
Molecule: messenger RNA, 3600 nt
Organism: Rana temporaria (common frog)
Lineage: Eukaryota; Metazoa; Chordata; Amphibia; Anura; Ranidae
Gene: MACC1
Product: MET transcriptional regulator MACC1
Exons: 5
Coding region: 356-2908 (850 amino acids)
Cellular component (GO): cytoplasm
Molecular function (GO): protein binding
Source: RefSeq, a predicted model, not a curated record